Molecule: messenger RNA, 2095 nt
Organism: Apus apus (common swift)
Lineage: Eukaryota; Metazoa; Chordata; Aves; Apodiformes; Apodidae
Gene: CCNL1
Product: cyclin L1
Exons: 11
Coding region: 100-1641 (513 amino acids)
Biological process (GO): regulation of transcription by RNA polymerase II
Cellular component (GO): nucleus
Molecular function (GO): cyclin-dependent protein serine/threonine kinase regulator activity
Source: RefSeq, a predicted model, not a curated record
CGGCGUGCCGCGCGGCGGCGCCGCGGUGUGCUGCGUCACGGCGCCGGGCCGCGCUAGUCCGCGCGCGUCCGGCUGCGGGAGCGGAGCGGCUCCGCCGUCAUGGCCUCCUCCUCCGCCGCCGCCGCCGCGCACCCGCCUCCCGCCGCCGCCGCCCCGCCGGCUGCCGCUCCCCCGGGCAUCCUCAUCGGCGACCGGCUGUACUCCGAGGUGUCCCUCACCAUCGACCACUCGCUGAUCCCCGAGGAGCGCCUGUCACCCACGCCCUCCAUGCAGGACGGCCUGGACCUGCAGUGCGAGACCGACCUGCGCAUCCUGGGCUGCGAGCUCAUACAGGCGGCCGGCAUCCUUCUCCGCCUGCCGCAGGUGGCGAUGGCGACGGGGCAGGUGCUGUUUCAUCGCUUCUUCUACUCCAAGUCCUUCGUCAAGCACAGCUUCGAGAUUGUUGCUAUGGCCUGCAUCAAUCUCGCAUCCAAAAUCGAAGAGGCACCUCGUCGGAUUAGGGAUGUGAUCAACGUGUUUCAUCAUUUGCGUCAGUUAAGAGCAAAAAGGACUCCAAGCCCCCUGAUACUUGAUCAGAACUACAUAAACACCAAAAAUCAAGUAAUAAAAGCAGAAAGGAGGGUACUGAAGGAGUUGGGAUUUUGUGUUCAUGUCAAGCAUCCACAUAAGAUCAUUGUUAUGUAUUUACAAGUCUUAGAAUGCGAACGUAACCAAACCCUGGUUCAGACAGCCUGGAAUUACAUGAAUGACAGCCUCCGGACAAACGUCUUUGUUCGCUUUCAGCCAGAGACCAUAGCAUGUGCUUGCAUUUAUCUCGCUGCUAGAGCUCUGCAGAUCCCGCUACCUACCCGUCCUCACUGGUUCUUGCUCUUUGGCAGCACGGAAGAGGAGAUUCAGGAGAUAUGUUUGACAACUCUCAAGCUCUAUACCAGAAAGAAGCCCAAUUACGAAUUCCUGGAUAAAGAAGUAGAGAAGAGGAAAAUGGCACUACAGGAAGCUAAACUGAAGGCAAAAGGUUUAAAUCCAGAUGGAACUCCAGCACUCUCAACACUAGGUGGCUUUUCUCCUGCAUCCAAACCAUCUUCCCCGAGAGAAGUAAAACCUGAAGAGAAGUCUCCAGUGUCCCUGAAUGCCAAAACAGUUAAAAAAGAGCCAGAAGAGAGGCAGCAAGCUGCCAAGAGCCCUUACAACGGCCUGAGGAAGGAAAGCAAGAGAAGCAGAAGCAGUAGAAGUGCCAGUCGAUCCAGGUCAAGGACAAAGUCCCGGUCCCGGUCCCACAGCCCCAGGAGGCACUACAAUAAUAGGCGGAGCCUGUCUGGGACCUACAGCUCGAGGUCGAGGAGCAGGUCCCGCAGCCACAGCGGCAGCCCCCGCCGGCACCACAACCACGGCUCGCCACACCUGAAGGCCAAGCACGGCAGGGAGGAGCUGAAGGGCACCAACAGACACGGCCACAAGCGGAAAAAAUCCCGCUCACGUUCACAGAGCAAAUCCAGGGAUCAUUCCGAGGCUGCCAAGAAGCACAGGCACGAGCGGGGACACCACAGGGACAGGCGCGAGCGGUCGCGCUCCUUCGAGCGGGCGCACAAGGGCAAGCACCACGGGGGCGGCCGCUCGGGGCACAGCCGGCACCGCCGCUGAGCGCCCCAGCCCCUCGCUGCACCGACGGACUCUUCUGAACAAAGGAACCCCAUAGAAUCUGAGUAACUUAAACCCAAUACCUGAUUUUCUAAAAUGCGUAGAAGGUUUUUUUGUUUGGGUUUUUUUUCUCUUUUGUUGUUGUUUUCUCUUUCGGGCAAGAAACCGUUACCGACUUUUGCACAUCAUACCUGAGCAGUAUCGAAUCGGUGGGAAACAAGGAUCAGGUGAAGUUGUACCUACUAGAGUUGUGUAUUGUUUAUUGAUAUGAGAACUGGAGAAUGGAUUUCUGUAAAAAAGCAAAAUGUACCUUAUUUUUAUACAAGUCAAUUGCAGACACUUAUAUUUAAGUAUAGUUAUUUGUUUAAACAAUGGUGGAUACUUUCUUACACUGGUUUUAGUCUGCAUGUGUUAAAAGAUUUUUACAAGAAAUAAAAUAUAAAGCUUUUUUUUUUUU